Messenger RNA from Cucurbitaria berberidis CBS 394.84, 1509 nucleotides. RefSeq lists its product as uncharacterized. The record is from RefSeq and is a predicted model, not a curated record. The coding region runs from base 418 to 1377 and encodes 319 amino acids. NCBI's taxonomy places the organism in Eukaryota, Fungi, Ascomycota, Dothideomycetes, Pleosporales, Cucurbitariaceae. The transcript is spliced from 2 exons.
GUACUAACAAUUACACCAAGCAGAUGACCAACAACGAUCCAAGCGCUGUCACGCUCUUAGAGCGUGCCACAACGCCAUCUCUUUUGCUUCCGCAUAGCUGCGCAUUGUGUAGUUUUCCGACUUCGUCGACAGCGUGCGGUGAAUUUGCAGGCACUCGUACCGCUUCACUACUUGCACACCAUCACUGCACGCUUCAAGCGCGCAUAUCACUCACUACAACUUCAUUCUUUUGGCCAUCCUUAUUACUCACAUUCUUCGCAUUUGCCCUACUACCCCUCCCUCUUUAUCACUCAGUUCAUUACCAGUCCUGCUUGUAGGUCUAGUGCUGGGACAGGUUUGGAGCCUUUGGCGUUCUCCACAGAGAGCUUACGGUCACUACGAGCGUCUUCCUAGCACCAAGGCCACUUUACCAUCACCAUGAGCGCUACGAUACCGUCACUGAAUCCCUUCAGCGAUGAAAACAUCGAGCCAACCAUGAGUGGCGAGAAGAACUUCGCCGACUUCAAGGUUGGUAAUGAUGCUACUCUCGUUAAGGAUCCCUACAAAAAGACAGCAAGUAGACUAGAUAACGUCGCAGUCCCUAUCCUCGAUGCCGUCCAAGCAUUCCCAACCUGGAGCCCUCAGUCAAGCGUAUCCACCCUCAGCAUCGUCUCAACAGCACCUACUUCGCCUACAACAGAUACCUUCAACGCGCCCAUCCAGUGGAACAACGCCGACCUAAUGUAUCUGCUCUCCUGCACCAUGCCAGACGAGCUCCUUGCAAACCAACUCAUAUUCUCCCCUCCCCUCGAAGAUCUCCGCACCAUCACAUGCCUCAUACACCUCCAGCUCUUCAGAAGGACACCCACCACCCCUCCUCCGCCUGAAGCAUUCUCUAAACACGCUCCCAUCGGCACCGGACGACCGUGCUCAAGCGUCCUAGUCGCCGAGUCAGACAAGAAAUGUGGCAGCACUACAGAAGCACGCCGCUCACUAGCGAAAAAGCUGCUUAGUAGUAUGCGUGUGGUGGGCGGCGCCGUGGAUAUGUAUAAUGUCCUCGUGACGCUGCAUCGUCUCUCGACUCCGACGCUAUAUAGCAUCUACCGCAGUCUCAUUCUCAUGACCGCAGUGUCUGAUAGGGAAUGGAGCGAGCGCCUACAACAGCUUCGUGGCUUGGUCGAUGGAUGCGACGCCGUCGAGAGCGUAGAUUUCACGUGUACUGUCGAAGCGCGGCUGGAAGUCUUUUUCCUCGAGGUGGGCGUGGGGCAGCUUGAACGUUGGAUCAGGAGUGUAGGAGUGGCAUUGGCGUUGGGGAGGAGGGGUCGUAAGGUCUGGGCAGAUGUUUAUGGGGAUGCGGCGGCGUUCUUGGGGCGGGCGAUGUGGGAAUUAUUGGAUUAAGAAGACGGUGGGGUAAUAGUGAUAAGGGGGAAGAGAGUGUGAAUGGGGUAGGCCCUCGAUGCUUUGCAUGAGAAGAGGAGAGUGUGGCGAGCGAUCGCAACAGGCUGGACAGCGAGUGCGAAGAAUGUUAGC